GCCCUCGGCCUGCUUCGCUCUCUGUCUUGCGCGUCCUUCUAGCCUUACCGCGGAGCAGGGCUAGCACAAAGCGUGCGGACCUGCGUGGUAGAGACAGUUUCUGGUCCCAGUUCCGUCUUCCGUAGGGGGCGGCACCUGGCCUUUGAGGCCCACCUACGUUUGAGACUCCGCUGGGCGUGGCUGGAGGAGGCGUUGGGGGAGAUUUUUGGGCGUGAUGUAGAGUAGUGGGUUCGCUGGAGGGCGGAGUAUUCUGGAGCAGGAAUAUCGUAUGUCCAGCUGGUGCCGGAGGCCAGACGGGACCUCCAGGUUGGGCUGCCCCAGCACACCAAUCAGAGGACCACCCGGGCCACCACCAGCCCAAAAAAGGCCCUAAGGGAUAGCUGCAGUGAAGCUGCUGCUGGAAUGAUGCCCAUGACUAAUGGAUCUCAAUCACUGAGAGAUCUGGAGGCAGCAGGAUCCGCUUCCACAUUCCUCACGAAUAAUCUCGAGACUUAGGAGCCUAGGAUUCGAUAUUUUUUAGGUUUAAAUUUGCUUGUUACUGAUCAUAACUUUAUUUCACCGGGUGAGCAGUAAACACUAUGUCAGGUUGGGAGUCUUAUUACAAAAACGAAGGCGAUGAAGAAGAAGAAGAAGAAGAGGGCCUUGAAGCAGGUGGAGAAUAUACAUAUUCAGGAAGAGAUAGUUUGAUUUUUUUGGUUGAUGGUUCUAAGGCCAUGUUUGAAUCUCACAGUGAAGUUGAACAGACUCCUUUUGACAUGAGCAUCCAGUGUAUCCAGAGUGUGUAUACCAAUAAGAUCAUAAGCAGUAAUCAAGAUCUCUUGGCGGUGGUGUUCUAUGGUACUGAGAAAGAAAAAAAUUCAGUGAAUUUCAAAAAUAUUUACGUCUUACAGGAGUUGGAUAAUCCAGGUGCUAAGCGAGUGCUUGAGCUCGACCAGUUUAAGGGGGAGCAGGGGAAAAAACAUUUCCAAGAUCUCAUUGGCCAUGGAUCUGACUACUCACUAAGUGAAGUGCUGUGGGUCUGUGCCAACCUCUUUAGCGAUGUCCAGGUCAAGAUGAGCCAUAAGAGGAUCAUGCUGUUCACCAAUGAAGAUGACCCCCAUGGCAAUGACAGUGCCAGAGCCAGCCGGGCCAGGACCAAAGCUGGGGAUCUCCGUGACACAGGUAUCUUCCUGGACUUGAUGCACCUGAAGAAACGUGGGGGCUUUGACAUAUCCUUGUUCUACCGAGAUAUCAUCAGCAUAGCAGACGAUGAGGACCUAGGGGUUCACUUUGAAGAGUCGAGCAAGCUGGAAGACCUGUUGAGGAAGGUUCGAGCCAAGGAGACCAAGAAGCGCAUGCUCUCCAGCCUGAAGCUUAAACUCAGCAAAGAUAUAGCGCUCACUGUCGGCAUUUAUAAUCUGGUCCAGAAGGCUUACAGACCUCCUCCAGUGAGACUUUAUCGGGAAACCAAUGAACCAGUGAAAACAAAGACCCGGACAUUUAACGUGAACACAGGCAGUUUGCUUCUGCCUAGUGACACCAAGAGGUCUCAGAUCUAUGGGAAUCGUCAGAUUGUGCUAGAGAAAGAGGAAACAGAAGAGCUGAAACGGUUUGAUGAACCAGGUUUGAUUCUCAUCGGUUUCAAGCCCUUGAUAAUGCUGAAGAAGCACCAUUACCUGAGGCCCUCCCUAUUUGUGUACCCCGAGGAGUCCCUGGUAAAUGGGAGCUCAACUCUGUUCAGUGCUCUACUCACCAAGUGUCUGGAGAAGGAGGUCAUGGCGGUGUGCAGAUACACCCCCCGUCGGAACACCCCUCCUUAUUUUGUGGUCUUGUUGCCACAGGAAGAGGAGCUGGAUGACCAGAAAAUUCAGGUGACUCCCCCAGGCUUCCAGCUUGUCUUCUUACCCUAUGCCGACGAUAAACGGAAGGUGCCCUUUACUGAAAAAGUCAUGGCAAAUCCAGAGCAGAUAGACAAGAUGAAGGCCAUUGUUCAGAAGCUCCGUUUCAAUUACAGAAGUGAUGCCUUUGAGAACCCAGUGCUGCAGCAGCACUUCAGAAACCUGGAGGCCUUGGCUUUGGAUUUGAUGGAGCCUGAACAGGCAGUGGAUUUGACACUGCCUAAAACUAAAGCAAUAGAUAAGAGACUUGGCCCCCUGGUGGAUGAGUUUAAGGAGCUUGUCUACCCACCUGAUUAUAAUCCUGAAGAAAAAGUUUCCAAGAGGAAACAAGAUGAUGAAGGUUCUGGAAGCAAAAGACCCAAAGUGGAGUUAUCUGAAGAGGAGCUGAAGGCCCAUGUCAGCAAGGGCACGCUGGGUAAGCUCACUGUGCCCAUGCUGAAGGAAGUCUGCAAGGUGUAUGGGCUGAAGGGCGGGAUGAAGAAGCAGGAGCUGAUGAACAUGCUCACUGAGCACUUCCAGAAGAACUGACCAGAGACUGAACAGCUAGCCACCCUUCUGUACUAUUGCCAGGCUGCCUGGGUUGUUCUCAUCAAGUUAAAACCUGUUUCUUCUGGGCCAGGAAGAGUCUGUCUGAUAGAAGCCAGGAACUUUACAUUUAUGAGACUUUCUGUUGCCAUGGAGACAGCAUAGCCCUCCCACUUUGCUGGGCUUUACUGUCUGAAUAAAGAGCUCUAACUUUGUACUAUA
Molecule: messenger RNA, 2624 nt
Organism: Herpailurus yagouaroundi (jaguarundi)
Lineage: Eukaryota; Metazoa; Chordata; Mammalia; Carnivora; Felidae
Gene: XRCC6
Product: X-ray repair cross complementing 6
Exons: 12
Coding region: 579-2405 (608 amino acids)
Biological process (GO): double-strand break repair via nonhomologous end joining; telomere maintenance
Cellular component (GO): Ku70:Ku80 complex; nucleus
Molecular function (GO): DNA helicase activity; double-stranded DNA binding; telomeric repeat DNA binding
Source: RefSeq, a predicted model, not a curated record